This is a messenger RNA of Microsporum canis CBS 113480, 5031 nucleotides long. Its product is annotated as DNA topoisomerase II. Gene Ontology annotation, molecular function: DNA binding; ATP binding; DNA topoisomerase type II (double strand cut, ATP-hydrolyzing) activity. Gene Ontology annotation, biological process: sister chromatid segregation; DNA topological change; resolution of meiotic recombination intermediates. NCBI's taxonomy places the organism in Eukaryota, Fungi, Ascomycota, Eurotiomycetes, Onygenales, Arthrodermataceae. The record is from RefSeq and is a predicted model, not a curated record. The transcript has 6 exons. The coding region runs from base 1 to 5031 and encodes 1676 amino acids. Gene Ontology annotation, cellular component: nucleus.
AUGUCGAGUGAGAGUGAGUUUGAUAACGAGGGCUCAGGCUCAGACUUUGCCCCGAAGCCAAAGGCAAAGGCUGCCCCGAAGAAAGCAGCGGCUACUUCCAAAGCAAAGGCUGGCACCAAGAAGCUGACUCAAACUACUCUCAAACCCAAGGUUUCAUCCAAAGCUGCAAUGUCUAGAAAGCCCGCCCGACCUGACUGUGAAGAUGAGCUGGACUCCACAAUCGAGGAAGAGGCCGAUAAUUUGGAAUCUCUUGGAAGCACUCCCCCGAACGCCUCCAGAAAGACCAAACCUGUGCCGAAAAAGACUGCUUCUAAACCCCUCGCCAAUGUAGAGAAUGAGUCCUUCAUCACUGAGACUGCGGAGGGGGGUGGAUCAUCGGAAAAAUACCAAAAGAUCACCCAAUUAGAACACAUCCUCAAGCGCCCAGACACCUACAUAGGCUCCGUUGAACGAACUGAGAAACAGAUGUGGGUUUACAAUUCAACCACAGAGUUGAUGGAGUACAGAGAGGUCUCCUACGUUCCUGGUUUAUAUAAGAUCUUUGAUGAAAUCCUGGUCAACGCUGCCGAUAAUAAGCAGAAUGAUCCAAAUAUGAACGAGAUCAGGGUUACUCUGGAUAAGGAAGGUGGUGAGAUAAGUGUUUGGAACAAUGGUCGCGGUAUUCCGGUGGAGGUUCAUUCGAAAGAAAAAAUCUACAUUCCCGAACUUAUCUUCGGCCAUCUGCUUACCUCUUCAAACUACAACGACCAGCAGGAGAAGGUAACUGGUGGACGAAACGGCUACGGAGCGAAACUCUGUAAUAUUUUCAGUAACGAAUUCACCAUCGAAACUGCUGACUCUCGAACAAAGAAGAAGUUCAAGCUCACCUGGACAAACAACAUGUCCGCCAUGGGCAAACCGAAGAUUACAGAAUGUAAGGGCGACGAUUAUACCAAAGUCACAUUCAAGCCAGACUUUGCAAAAUUCGGCAUGGAAGGCAUGGAUGAUGAUUUUGAGGCGUUAGUUAAACGGCGAGUGUACGACAUGGCCGGUACUUGCGGCACAGCCGUUAAACUAAAUGGCACAAAAAUUCCUGUCAAAUCCUUUAAGAAAUACAUGGAAAUGUACACCAAAGCAAUCAAGACAGAGCGAGGAGAGGACCCGACAUCUGACAAAAACGAUAUCAUCACAGAAAGCCCAGAUCGGCGCUGGGAAAUCGGGUUCACUGUUUCGGAUGGCUCAUUUCAGCAGGUCUCGUUUGUCAAUUCCAUCGCAACGACCUCUGGUGGAACUCAUGUCAACUAUAUCAGCGACCAGAUUUGCAACAAACUUGCCGACGCGUUGAAAAAGAAGAACAAGACCGGAGCAACGCUCAAAGCUGCCCAGAUCAAGAACCACAUUUUCCUUUUCGUAAAUUGCCAGAUUGUCAAUCCUGCGUUUACAUCUCAAACCAAGGAACAGUUGACUACCAGGUCCAGCCAGUUUGGGAGUAAAUGUAUUGUGUCUGAUGAAUUUUUGAAGAAGGUCAUGAAGACCCGAGUUAUGGAUGAUAUCCUCCACUUUGCUGAAAAGAAGGCCGAUCAAAUUUUGAAAAAGACGGACGGGAACCGUCGCUCCCGUAUGAACAACCCAAAGCUUACAGAUGCAAACAAAGCUGGUACCAAGGAAGGCCACCAUUGUACACUCAUUUUGACUGAAGGUGAUUCUGCAAAGGGUUUGGCUAUGGCUGGCCGAGCUGUUGUAGGCCCUGAUCUUUUCGGAGUCUUUCCACUUCGAGGAAAGCUUCUCAAUGUUCGAGAUGCGUCCGUUGACCAAAUCUCUAAGAAUGCUGAGAUUCAGAACAUCAAAAAUUUCAUUGGUUUGCAGCAUAAAAAGGAGUACACGGAUACUCGAGGCCUUCGGUACGGUCACUUGAUGAUUAUGACUGACCAAGAUCAUGAUGGUAGUCACAUCAAGGGUUUACUAAUAAAUUAUCUUCAAGUUGCUUUUCCUACGCUGUUGAAAAUCCCAGGCUUCCUUAUCGAAUUCAUCACUCCUAUCGUCAAAGUUUGGAAAGGGGAUCCCAAAAACCCAACUCAUUCCAAGUCUUUCUUCACUCUUCCAGAAUAUGAAGAAUGGAAGGAAACUCACGCACACGAUAAAAAAUGGCAAAAGAAGUACUACAAAGGUUUGGGUACCAGUUCGACUGAAGACGCCCAGAUUUACUUCCAAGACCUGGAUAAGCAUCUUAAACAGUUUCACACCCUGCAGGAUAAGGAGGCAGAGCUAAUUGAACUUGCAUUUUCAAAGAAGAAAGCGGAUGAACGAAAGGAGUGGCUUCGUCAAUUCAAGCCGGGAACGUAUCUUGACCAUUCAACAGAGCAGAUCACAUAUUCUGAUUUUAUCAACAAAGAGCUGAUUCUUUUCAGCAUGGCUGAUAACAUACGAUCUAUCCCUUCGGUGAUCGAUGGUUUGAAGCCCGGCCAACGAAAAGUCCUAUAUACUAUGUUUAAGCGCAAUGUGAGAAAAGACAUCAAAGUUGUUGAACUUGCUGGUUAUGUCUCUGGUAUGACGGCCUACCAGCAUGGUGAUAACUCCCUUCACACAACUAUCGUCGGCCUUGCUCAAACCUUUGUCGGCUCAAACAACAUCAACUGCUUAGAGCCCAGCGGCAAUUUUGGAAGUCGUCUCCAGGGAGGAUCUGACAGUGCCAGUGCUCGUUAUAUUUACACUCGUCUUUCACCUUUUGCAAGGCGUUUGUUUCACCCAGCUGACGAGCCGUUGCUGGUAAAUAACACCGAUGAUGGUAAAGUGAUUGAACCGGAAACCUACGUGCCCGUUGUCCCACUUAUUCUUAUCAACGGUGCCGAUGGGAUUGGUACUGGUUGGAGUACCUCGAUCCCAAAUUAUAAUCCAGAAGAUGUUGUCGCCAAUCUGAAGCGCUUGAUGGCAGGCGAGGAGCUGGUCCCCAUGAAGCCCUGGUUCCGCGGGUUCAAAGGGGAGGUUACUGGGUCUGGGGAUCGCUAUAAAUUUAGUGGAAUCAUAAAACAAACAGGAGAUAAUGAGGUGGAAAUUACGGAACUUCCUAUUCGUACCUGGACUCAGGACUUCAAGGACAGGCUCGAGGAAAUCAUUAAAGCUGACAAAGUUCCCUCAUUUAUCAAAGAUUACAAGGACUACAACACUCACACCAAUGUUCAUUUCAUUAUUCAGAUGGAUGAAAAGCAUAUGAAAAAGGCCCUUGAGGAAGGCCUUGAGGAGAAGUUCAAGCUCAUUAAACCUAUCGCAACCUCAAAUAUGGUCGCCUUUGAUGCUGAAGGCCGCAUUACUCGCUACGAGACCCCCGAGGAUAUUCUACAAGCGUUUUACGCUGUCCGUAUCAAGCUAUAUGAGCGACGGAAGCAACAUCUACUUUCACAACUUCAAUCCCAGCUUGAUAAGCUAAGUAACCAAGCUCGCUUCGUUCAAAUGAUUAUCGAUGGGAAAUUGGUGAUCUCAAAAAAGAAAAAGACCAUCCUUAUCCAGGAAUUGAAGGACAAAGCAUUUAAACCAUUCCCGAAAGUGGCUGAUACCGCCAAAUCGGACGAAGUCGACGAUGAAGAAGGGGAAGAGGAUGAGGAAGAAGAGGGAAAUUCGGACGCCGUCCUCUCUUCUGAUGCGUAUGACUAUUUGUUGAGUAUGCCUUUGUGGUCUCUUACUCAAGAACGCGUAGAGAAACUGCGGCGCCAGAUCGGAGAUAAGGAAAUGGAAGUUGAUGCAUUGAUUAAACUGUCAAAGGAGGACAUAUGGAGGAAGGAUCUUGACGAUUUUAUUGCCGAAUGGAGAUUCCAACUUGAGGAUGAAGAAAACCGCCGCAAGAAAAUUGCUGGGCGCGGUAGACGGUUGUCGGCAAAGGUCAAAACUGGCAGUCGAGUGACCGUGGCCAAAAAACGCAAGGCGAAUUCAGGUGAUGACAGUGAUUUUGACGCCCCCAAGGGGAAGAAGGCAACUGUCAAUCGUGUCCAACCCAAGGGUGGGCUUCUUGACUACCUCGGUAAACCGAAGCCCAAGGCAAAGAUCAAAUCCAAUGUUGAUGGGGCGGAUGAUUCUGAUGAAUUUGAGGUUGAAGUUAUGCCAAAACCAAAAUCUCGAGGCACUACUAAGGCAGCUAAACCUGUGUCUGUAGUCAAUGAUCUGAGCGAUGCGGACUUUAUGGAUAUUGAUUCUAUGGGGAAGGAGAAGUCUAAGCCAAAGGCAACCUCGUCUACAGAAAAACCAACGGUUGUCAACGAUGAUUCGGAUAUCGAGAUGGUUUCCAAGCCCACCACACAGCGAAGCGCUCGAGUCAAACAACAGCCAAAGAAAUAUCAUGGUUUCAGCACCUCGGAGGACGAGGAGACUGAUGAUUUUGAUGUCAGUGCUAUGGUUAAAGGGAUAGAUAAGACAAAGGCAAAACCCGCCUCUGAUAGCCGGACCCUCUUUUCCGAACCUUCUCGUCCGGCUGGCGAAAGUACAAAACUCGCUACCAAACCAGCCAAGGAUACCCAUGAGUUCGAUGCAGAUGAAACCAACUAUUCGAAGCUUAUCCCCCAGAACUCACCAAGACGGUCCCUGCUCGUGAAGCCGAAAGAGAACAAGGUGUUCUCUGACGUGGAAGAUAAUAUCGAAGAGGAUCCCAAACCCGCUUCUAAGCUGCCAAACAAGGCUAAGCCUACAGCCUCUAAAUCAUCCGCGAAGCCUGCUGCAAAGGCUUCAACGGCUUCUGCCCGAGGGCGACCAAAGAAGCCAACUGCCGCAGCGCCUAUAGCAGAUAGGAAAACACUACAGCUGUCGCCUGCGGCGAAGGCGUACGCUUCUAAAAAAGCCAAAACCAAAAAGCUAGUGGAUGAUAUGUCUGACGACGACAUAGAUGCCAUGGCCAAUGAUAUACUCGACUCAGAGCCUGAGAAAGCUGCAAAUCCAUCCUCUACUAGGGCACGGCCUUCACGUCGUGCAGCUACAACCGCGAAAAAGCCAGUAUAUACCGUCGAUGAUGAUGACAGUAGUGAAGAAAUUGGGGACGCAGCAGUUUCUAGUGGCGAUUUUUCGGACUAA